Molecule: messenger RNA, 3204 nt
Organism: Wyeomyia smithii (pitcher-plant mosquito)
Lineage: Eukaryota; Metazoa; Arthropoda; Insecta; Diptera; Culicidae
Product: somatomedin-B and thrombospondin type-1 domain-containing protein-like
Exons: 6
Coding region: 1373-2311 (312 amino acids)
Source: RefSeq, a predicted model, not a curated record
CAUCAUUGUUCAUCUGUACGUUGUUGCGUUCGGUUGUGUUUAAUGUACGGAAUUAAACGCGAGAUUAUACUCUUCCUUGCGUGUCCAGUAGCUCAAGUAGAUUGAUGUUUUUGCGAUUAAGUCUUUCCAAUUCGUUUCUGAUAUCGUACUCAUUCGCUCCGAAGGUUUGCCACUUUGUGUUGGUGCUGCCCUAAUCAAGUGGAAAUAUUAAACUGGAUUGUGGUUAACGUCAUCGCUUCCUUAGCAUAGAAGUUCAACGCUCUUGUAGUUGACCGGAUUGCGGAGCAGCAAACCCCGCGAUAGAAUUUCUCCGGCGUUGCGUGGGAGACAGUGAAAACUUGAUUCGCAAACCAAACCAUCGGUAGCUAAGUGCAAGCCAAGAGAACAAACUUUUCCGUCAAUUAGCUUAGUGAGGAAUAAAUUCUUUAGGAUUUUAUUUUCGGUGCAUAUUUUUCGGCUGUUAGCCGUUAACUGGAUUCGUUCUAAUCCGUUCUACAGGCGGUGAAGUGGCGAUAUUAAAAUCAACAAGCAGAAAAAAAGCAUAGCCGGGAAAAUAAAACGUAGGGUGUGUUAAAACGGUGCAAAGUGUGUUUUUGUGUUCGCGCGGGUGAAGCAAACGCAAAGGAAGAGUUUUAUUGCCUGCCUUGUUUGCUGUUGGUGAAACUGCAAACAAAUAUUAUUUUGAGUAUUUCACGCCGCUACUCAUUGAACAGAAGUGAGUCGUGUCUCUCGGUCCGACUUUCGCCUUAUUCGACACCUGCGAGCUGCGUUUGCGUUGCUGGAAGUCGGGAGAUGAACUACAGCCGCUGAUUUCACCUUCCGUUGGAUUCAUUUUCAUUCCUCUAUCCAUGCUUGGUUCAUGUCGAUGAAAGCAACAGGAAACUCUCGCUCAUUUGUUUAAUGAAAUUGGCGCACAGCUGCGGUGGUGCUACAAUACGAUACACCCGGACGGUGCAGAAAUUUCAUGAUUCAUGCUAACGAAAUUCCAGUCGCCAGUUCAGAAGGCGCAAAAACGCAGCAUGAGAAUAUAAACCUGGUCGCAUUCUAGAGUAAAAGACAGAGAACCCAGAGCCCAGCAAUCACUACCAGGCAAUCCUCUCGUGCUGCAGCUUCAACCAAAUGUGUAGCUUGCGUUUCUAGUGGAUGUUUAAUUUUGUUGUUUCAGUAUUCUGAGUUUUUCCACUACAUCUAUCGUGACGAAUUACGGAAGAAGUGAAAAAGUGUUAAUUCUAUUCUGAUAAAAGGAGAUUGUGUCAAUCCCUUAUUUUUUAUUCAUAUUAUUUUUUUGAGUAAGUGCUUUCCGCUGAUUUUGGUAAAUUAAUUCAAAGUUCAGUGUGUGCUAGUGUAAACAGUGAAAUUGUGUAAUCAAAAAAUGAAAUCCUCCCGAAUGCAAGCGGAUUAUUGGGCAUUUACGACACUACUGUUACUAGCAGUGGCAGUUACGGGAGUCCGCGGAGGAUCAUGCCGGGAAGCUUCGUUGUGUUGUAAUGGCCGCGACUCGUCCUGUGUGGUACAGAAAGCUCCAGUGAAUGCGAUUAUCGAGGAUUUAAAUGAUAAACCGUGCUACUGUGAUCAUGCCUGCUUGCGGCUCGGGGAUUGCUGUGACGAUUUCAAAGCACACUGCGGUGUGAUCGAUUGCGUCGUAAGCGAAUGGGAACCGUGGAGCGAAUGCGAUACCGCCUGCGGCACUGGUAUGAUGUCACGGACAAGGAUAAUUGAACGUAAACCGCAAAACGGCGGCAAACAUUGUCCAUCGCUGGUGCAAAAACGGGGUUGUCAAGGACUUAAAUGUCACAAUCACCACGACCGGAAAGUGUUGCGAGAAACGGCUCUGCUACUCCCGGCGGUGCUUUCGAAGAGCAGACACGAGAACGACACAAGUGAUAUCCGGCGUAAUCUACGGCUGCGGUACAAAAACGCAUACAAACACAACCGGGGUAACGAAUAUUGCAUAGAAUUCGAGGUUAUCAAGGCGACUAAGGCAUGCCACAAGGACAAAACAUACAGUGCUCUAGCUGAAGGAGACCGCGUAAUAGUUCGCUGCGAUCUGGAGGCCUUGCAUGAAGACAAAUCCGCUUCUUUGUCACACGAUUCCGAAAUCUCUAACAACUCAAUCCAGGAUGACGAAGCCGACGAACAAAAAAGUGCAGACAAGAAGCCGAAGUUCCGCUGCCGAGGUGAGGGUCUCACUGGGCGGACUACCCGCUUUAGUAGCCUGGCUCUUCCGUCAUGUCGAGGCAAAUGGAUGCGUGUGACGGCUAAGCAGUUGAAAAAAUGCUCUUCUGUCGAGGCGGAGUACAUAUUCGUCUAGAGCUCUCGUUCUUCUAUCUCCUCACAGACGGUACAUGUAACAUUAUUAAGAAGGAAAAAAAAAACAAAAAUAACAGGAGCAAACACCAGCAAUGGCACGACAAGCGGCAGAAUUUUCCCGAUUUCGGUGCACGAGACGAAACGACACCACGUGAAAAUGACACCACAAAUUUAUAUCAUUGACAAUAUUCAGCUUUGGCGAAAUGCAGUAAAAUGAAAAUCGCUUGUCCCGCUCGGAUGCAUUGAAACAAAGAUUUUUGGAAGUUAACUGAUGACACUGAGUGAAAAAAAGAAGUAAAAUGUCUCCAGUUUAGGGAAAAUGCAGGUGACACUUACUGUCGGAAGGUUUAAACCCUUUCUUGAAUGCAAAAAAUGACAUCCUUAAAGUGAAAUUCCGUAUUUAAGUCUAUUGAUAAGUAGUGAAAAACGAGCGAAAAAUGGAAACCGAGUAAUGAAUAAUACAUGUUCGAUUCGGAUCAUGUCAACAGCAGAUUUAUACGUCGCUAAAUAUUAAAUAUUGCGCGUAAUCAAACGGAACGGAAGUAGGAUCAGAUAUUUUCUCUGAAUGUUCUAUAUUACCUUAAUUUAGAAUCCUUAUUGAUUUCACUCAUCGUUAACAUGCCAUUCAAUUGUGGUUGGACUUCGUAAUCGAAAAAUCUAACGAAACAGAAAUAAUCAGUUAAGAAAAGUGCCAUAUCAUAAUCCUUUUUUUAGAAACUGCUGUUUGCGCCUAAUAUCGCGGUAUCAGAAAACCCAAUAAAAAAUCAACCAGUGCAUAUGCACGCCUACAGAUGCGCAUUACACAGGAUUUAAGAAAAAGCAAAGAUUGUAUCACUAGGUAUAGUUUCUUUCAUAUCAGUUAAAAAUGUAAAGUAACGUUAAAUCUAAUUUAAA